This is a messenger RNA of Phycomyces blakesleeanus NRRL 1555(-), 1647 nucleotides long. RefSeq names its product glycoside hydrolase family 47 protein. Gene Ontology annotation, cellular component: Golgi membrane; endoplasmic reticulum. The annotation marks the transcript as partial. Gene Ontology annotation, molecular function: mannosyl-oligosaccharide 1,2-alpha-mannosidase activity; calcium ion binding. NCBI's taxonomy places the organism in Eukaryota, Fungi, Mucoromycota, Mucoromycetes, Mucorales, Phycomycetaceae. The record is from RefSeq and is a predicted model, not a curated record. The transcript has 10 exons. Gene Ontology annotation, biological process: carbohydrate metabolic process; N-glycan processing.
CCACCACCUCCACCUCCACCACCUCCACCACCGUUUGAUCCUCUCAAAGGCCACACUGAUUUCGAGACAAAUAUACCACCAAUACAACGUUCGUUUGGCACCCCACCACUCCACCAUGUUGAGAAAUGCGAACAGCGCCGAUUGUUAGUUAAGAAGGCGUUUUUACAUGGCUGGACUGGUUACAAAACCUACGCAAUGGGGGCUGAUGAGCUGAUGCCAAUCUCCAACAAAUCUCACAAUCCAUUCGGCGGUUGGGGCGCAACGCUGGUCGAUUCCCUCAGCACUCUCCUGAUAAUGGAACUCGACAGUGAAGUUGAGCUAGCCCUAACAAACAUCACAGCCCUUAAUUUUACGAUUAAUGAGAAUAUAUCCGUGUUUGAAUCGACUAUCCGAUACCUGGGCGGGUUUUUGAGUGCAUAUGAACUUUCUGAACAAAAAUACCCAGUCUUACUCGACAAGGCAAUCAGUUUAGCGAAUACUCUUUUGCCUGCAUUCGAUUCACCCUCCGGAUUGCCGUACCAUCAUUGGAACACAGCCACAAAAAAAUCACCAAACCAAAAUACCUUUUUUGCAGAGGCUGGUACUGUCCAGUUGGAAUUUAUGAUGCUUACAAGGCAUACUGGAAAUCCGGUAUAUCAGGAAAAGGCACAAGCAAUUACUGAUCUGUUGGACAGAAUGGGGUACGAACAUGGCCUUCGUAUCCCAGGACUUUAUCCUUCCGAAAUGGAUACCAGAGGAAGAUUUAAGAAAUCCAUGGUGUCAUUUGGUGCUAUGGGCGACAGUGCUUUUGAGUACUUUCUUAAAGAACAUUUAUUGGUCGAAGGCGAAAACCCCCAAUAUGCACGCAUGUACACCGAGUCAAUUGAUAGUAUGACACACCACAUGCUACGCCAAUUAUCAGGGACUCCUCUCCUUUAUCUACCUCCUUAUAAUUCUAUAACACGCACACCAGACAGCUACAUGGAUCAUUUGACUUGUUUUGUACCUGGCAUGUUAGCUAUGGGCGCAAAAGUACUAGAUCGACCACAGGACAUGAUAUUGGCUAAAGGUCUUUUAGAAACCUGUGUGUACAUGUAUCGCCACACGAAUACUGGCCUUAGUCCCGAAAUUUGGUCUAUAGCAGGCACGGAACCUUACGACAGACUGACCUACAACCGAACCAAAGAAGAACUUGAUUAUGCUAGAAACUGGUGGUUUAAGCCAAAUGCAACAAUCCCUCCACCCCCAUCAAUUCCUCCCGCCCAGGUCCCUGAGGAAGAGCUAUAUCCCGAAAACUAUGUAUUGGGACCCAUGGUACUUGCUUCUGAUCAUUUGCGAAUCAUCGACUGGAGAUAUCUUUUACGACCAGAGACAGUCGAGAGUAUUUACAUACUGUAUCGAAUCACAGGUGAUCCAAAGUAUCAGGAGUGGGGAUGGGAUAUAUUUGAAGCCAUCGAGAAGCACUGCAAGACACCAAGUGCUUAUGCAGUUGUGCGUAAUGUAUUACAAUAUACUAAUGCAGAGCACCCUUACAUGAACCAUGCAGACUCGAUGGAAAGUUUUCUUUUUGCCGAGACGUUCAAAUAUCUUUAUUUACUCUUCAGCCCACCAGAUAUCAUUUCACUUGAUCAUUUUGUCUUUAAUACGGAAGCUCAUCCUUUCCGGCGC